This is a messenger RNA of Scomber japonicus (chub mackerel), 2076 nucleotides long. It is a transcript of the gene ak7b, whose product is annotated as adenylate kinase 7b. Lineage: Eukaryota; Metazoa; Chordata; Actinopteri; Scombriformes; Scombridae. The transcript has 18 exons. Gene Ontology annotation, molecular function: ATP binding; AMP kinase activity. Gene Ontology annotation, biological process: nucleobase-containing compound metabolic process. Gene Ontology annotation, cellular component: cytoplasm. The coding region runs from base 1 to 2076 and encodes 691 amino acids. The record is from RefSeq and is a predicted model, not a curated record.
AUGGAGGGAGCCAGGCAGACACAUAAACGAGUUUUUAUCAACAACAUAGACUCCUACGCGUCUAAAUGUAUUGCCAAGUUUCUAUCCGAGAAUGUGAUGAAAGCACCUGAUGGAGAGAUGGAGAGUGAGGAAGAGGAGGAGAGGAUGAUAGCAGGAGGUUUCCACAUUGUUGGAACAGUUUCUGACAGAUGUGAGGAAGACAGAGAACAUGUGUUAGAGGAGUACUAUCAACUGAACAGGGAUGAUGAGCUUCUUCCAAAACUGAUGGAGUGUGACAUCAUUAUUUACAACGUUACCCAGCAUGCUGAUCAAGUAGAAGAGGCUCUGUGGGCUGUUUCAGCCCUUCACAAUAAAAUGGGCUGUUUCGCUGGACAGAAGAUGUUCAUCCUUGUCUCCACGGUGAUGACCUGGGGGUCCAGUAAGCCGGUCAACCUUGAUGAUUUGGAGCUUCCUUUCACUGAUGAGGAUUUCAGGAGAAGAAGAGCACAUCCUAACUUCACACAGCACAUCAACCUGGAGAAGAAGGUGGUCAAGAUGGGCAAAACUGACAGAGCGUUGUUCUCUACAUACGUGGUGGCAUCAGGACUUCAGUACGGGAUGGGAGAGCAGAUCUUCCACUUUUUUUUCAAGAUGUCGUGGCUCGGCGAUGAGAAAGCAAUACCUGUCUUUGGAGAGGGCAACAACAUCAUCCCUAUGAUUCACAUCAAUGACCUGGCAAGUGUGAUUCAGAAUGUCAUUGAGUAUCAGCCCAAGCCUUACUACCUGCUAGCUGUGGACUAUUCCAACAACACCAUGGAGGAAAUUAUGAAGACAGUUGCCUCUGCUCUUGGACCAGGGAAGAUCCAGAAAAGGCCAUUUGAGGAAGCUUACCUCACACAGGACCUGAGUGUGAUGGAAGUUGAUUCUAUGAGCAUUAACCUUCGUAUGGAGGCUGUCCACCUAAAAGAACCACUCUCCAUCAACUGGGUGUGUAAGUCUGGUCUGGUGGAGAACAUGGAGCUGGUGGUGGAGGAAUACAGACAGACCAGAGGACUACUGCCCAUCCGUGUGUGUGUGCUGGGUCCUCCAGCUGUGGGGAAGAGCACAAUGUCCAAAAACAUCUGUGAACAUUACAAGCUCCAUCACAUCACACUGAAGGAGACCAUCUCUGAUACCAUCUCUAAACUGGAAGAUACUGUGAAGAACAUUGAUCCUGAUGCAGAGAAUGAAGAGUCUGCAGCUGAGGCUCAGGAACUGCUGAACAGCAUUAGAGAGAGUAUGGAACAGAAUACAGGUCAGCUGGAUGAGCAGCUGCAGGUGAAGGUGCUGAAGGAUAAGCUGAUGUCUAACCCCUGCAGAAACCAGGGCUUCGUUCUGGACGGCUUCCCUGAAACAUACGAACAUGCUAAAGAACUCUUCUAUGCUGAAGAUCAGGAGUCAGAAGAUGGGUCGUCUUCAUACAACAACAAGUUGAUGCCAGAGUUCGUCCUGGCUCUGGAUGCGUCAGACGUCUUCUUGAAGGAUCGGGUGAUGAACCUACCCGAGAGGCUGGUGCAGGAGAACAACUACGAGCAGGAGAGCUUCCUGCAGCAGCUCGCAGGAUACAGAGAGAGCAGCACAGAAGAAGAAACGGUCGUCAACUACUUCGAUGAGUCGGACAUCACUCCUCUGUACCUGGAGAUCACCAACGACGAUGAACCCGACUGCCUGCUGCUGAUGCAGAAGAUCUUUGAAACGGUGGGCCUGCCCCGGAACUAUGGCCCCAGCAGCCAGGAGGUGCAAGAGGAGGAGAGGAGGAAGACCGAGCAGAGGAUGAGGAAGGAGGCACAGGAGAAAGCUGAGGAGGAGCAGAGGGAGGCGGAGGAGGCUCAGCAGAGGACCGAACGCUGGGAGGAGUGGUCUAAGGCUUUAGAGGAGACCAGGCAGCAGGAGGAGGAGCUGCUGGAGGCUAAGUCGGUCCCGAUGAGGAACUACCUGAUGGAGCACGUCAUGCCCACUCUGACACAAGGUCUGAUGGAGUGCUGCACAGUCCAGCCCCAGGAUCCCCUGGACUUCCUGGCGGAGUACUUGAUAAAGAACAACCCCCUAAACUACUAA